AUGCUUCGGUCUGCUUUAUAUGAAAUAGCUCAUGAUUACAUUAUUUAAGGAGAAGAUAGUUUGUAAAAUCAAGAAACUGAAAACUAUUAACCCAAUCGAAUUCCUCUAUCAACUAAAUAAGAAAAUGUUGUAGAUCCAUUCUAAAACUUCUCUAAUCUUCUUCAGGCAUAAAAAUAAAAGAAAUAAAUAAGAAGAGCCUUGAUUUCUAUUGAUACUAACUUCAACACACUCUCUGGCUCUCCUGAAAAAAAUUAAAAUGUUGCUAACUGUAGCUCAAAACAUUAAUCAACUUAUUCAUCCCCAAAAAACUUUGUAUUUUAUGAUAGAUAAAUUCGUUGGUUGAAUUAAGUAAAAUAAACCAUCAAAGUUAAAGAAGUUAUAUAAUAAUAGAGAUAAAGUGUUGAAUGUCCAUUUAAACCAAAGAAAUGUCCAACUUCCUUACCUUAAACCACAAAAAAUCAAAAUAAUAAACCUACUAAAAUGAGGAAAGACUCAUAUUCAACAAUUCAUUUAUUAAAACAGAAGUUCUACUGA
Molecule: messenger RNA, 534 nt
Organism: Paramecium primaurelia
Lineage: Eukaryota; Ciliophora; Oligohymenophorea; Peniculida; Parameciidae
Source: the annotation of a GenBank genome assembly